Molecule: messenger RNA, 959 nt
Organism: Dermacentor silvarum
Lineage: Eukaryota; Metazoa; Arthropoda; Arachnida; Ixodida; Ixodidae
Exons: 5
Coding region: 43-669 (208 amino acids)
Source: RefSeq, a predicted model, not a curated record
GUGCUCCAAGGAAAAACGUCAGAGCAUCACUGCGCCUUGGGAAUGUUUAACGCCAGUGAUGGAACCUCCCUGGUGAACGCGGCCAAAUCGGCUUCUACCGACUUCCCAGAAAUUACGAUGCUUAUCCUCAAGGUUCACACCGAGAAGGCAUCCGACAAAGACAAGCUGUAUACUAUGGCGCCUAACCCCGACAACGCAGCCGUCAGUCAGUACGGCAUGAUCACGCUGAACGACAUCAAAGGCCAUCUAAGCAGCCUGGCGGACAUUUCCGAACAAGGCCGCUAUGUGAUGCUUUCGGUGGGAAUGUUCGCACGCGCUUAUCGCAUCACCACUGGCCAGUUGGGUAUCGCCGAAAGCAGUGUCGUCUUCGACUACCCUUCGGCAUGCCAUUGCCCCCCUGGAAUUUGCGAACUGCGAACGGGGGACCCGUAUGACUCAAUGGACGUGACAGUGGAAGUUUGGGACCAAAAAAUGUUGGUCUUUUUUGACAGCGCUAAACAGAUGGUCACAAGGGCUAAGUCAAGACUCGACGCACUGCCCAAGAACUACAGCGGCAUUGCAGCGUACAACGUGGAGAUGGAUGACUUCGACGGCUCAUGCGACGGUGCAAAGAAGUUCGAAAGGCUAGGCGUUAUCAGAGAGCAAAUCGCGAAUGCCAAAGAGCCGUAGUGAAGCCAUUCUGGGGGCCAUUUACUAAAACUUUGUCCACGUGCCGCAGCUGAACUGCAAUGCAUGCGAGAAGCACGAGCAGAAAGUGUGUGUGGGUGAGGGGUUGCGGUUUAUGGGACUAAGCGGCAAGUCACAUAGCCUGGAAAAAAUAACUGUGGUGAACCAGGUCACCUCAAGAACGACUGCUUGUGCUGGGACCAAGAUCAAAAAGCACACACACUUGCGUGCUUCGUUUAGUUUUUUUUUGUUUUGCUCUCGGUGUCUCUCUGUUUGCAAUAAGAUGUGCUCUU